Messenger RNA from Symbiodinium sp. CCMP2456, 4173 nucleotides. NCBI's taxonomy places the organism in Eukaryota, Dinophyceae, Suessiales, Symbiodiniaceae. The record is from the annotation of a GenBank genome assembly.
AUGCUGCGCUGCACGCGUUGCUCCGGCCGCCUGCUAGGGACAUACCAGCGGAUCGCAUGGCGAAGCACGCCUCAGGGGUGUCGGCUCUGGGCGAGAGAACUGCAGCCCGCUGUCAGGGGACUGGCAGCUCAGGGUGAUCCCACGAGUGCCCCGGAAGAAUCAAACGAAGCGUCUCCGACGCUGAGUACCGAGGAGCUGGCGCUCAUCAUCCCGCCGCGCAACUUCAUCCAGGCCUUGCGGGUGGCUUCAUCGCAACCGCAUGAGCUACGGAAAGCUUUCGACCGCCUCGAUAUCGACGAGUCGGGCACGCUUUGCUUCGCGGAGCUUCGCGCAUUGAUCGCUGAGGUCAAAGGCCGCCACGCCACGGACGAGGAGCUCGAUCGUGCAGUUGGAGCUCUUCUUGCGAGGUAUGAUCGGGGUAAGGACGGUGCGCUGAGCUUCAAGGAGUUCGAAGAGGCUGUCCUCUCCAUCGCCUCCCCGGUAGAUCGAAGAGCGUAUGCUCUGGCUGCAGCAAUAGGCAUUGCCUUCGCUGGCUUUUCCGUCACCUUUCCGAUGGGUCCAACGUUGAUCCAGACUUUUGGGAUGUCGCAGCUGCAGUUUGGAACGCUGACGACAGCUUUCGCCAUUGCAAAGCUUUGUGGGAACAUUCCGUCUUCAAUCCUGUCAGAGGCCUAUGGGCGCAAGCCGCUGUUAGUAGGCGGCUUGCUGUCGAUUGCCACAGGUAUCGCAGGGGUGGCCUUUGCCAGCUGCUAUGAGCAGCUCAUGGUGCUCAGGCUGGCCGUGGGCCUUGGUGUUGCCUCGACCUUCACCUCAGCAGGCAUGUACGUUACGGACAUCUCCCACCCGCUGAAUUCGGCACGUACCCGGGCUCCGAUGCAGAUGGGCAUGUCUGCGGGCUUGCUCUGCGGGCCGGCUCUUGGAGGUUACCUCCUGGAGCACGUGGGCCUCUACUCGAUGACCCUCGGGGUCGGCGCUGCCUCGUUGGCCACCGCCACCGCGGUGUUCGCCCUACUUCCGGAGACUCACCGGGGUUACCGAGACAAGAGGCCUCUCAGAGGCGUCGGAGACACCCUGCGGUCCUGGUCUCCGAUACUACGUGGCCAGCAGUUCCGGUCAAUCUUGUCCUUUGGUUGGUGCUACAACGCCGCCUUUUGGGGCGCCAUGGCCCUCCUCCCUCUGGUCUACGUGGAUCUUUCCUUGAGCCCCUCUGUGGUGGGCGGCCUCUCCACCUUCAACGCCAUUAUCAGCCUGGCUGUGACGCCGGUGGUUGCACGAAGUGCAGAUCACCUUGGCAAGAUGGCUGUGGUCUUACCGGGAGCCAUCGUGUACGGUGCCGGAUUGAUUCUCGUCCCACACGUCUCUUCCUUGCUGGAGUUGCUGCCCGUGCUUGCAGCGAUGCAAGUGGGCGCCUGCAUGUGUGCGCAGGCACAGAUGCAUGCAAUGGACCUGGCGCCGGUUAAAGACCGCGCAAAGGUGCCAAGUCUGUGGAAUACCUUCGGCGACACAGGAAUGCUUUUCUCCUCCUUCACUUCAUCUGUACUUGCCGAGGAACUUUCUCGCAUUCUCAAGCUUGCGGUAGAUAGAUCUGCGGCGGCAUGGUUGGAAGCAGGUGCCUUCUGCUGGGUGGUCACUACUGAAGGUCUUGAGUCCUUGAAACGGACUUGCGUGAUUAAUGAGUGGCGCCUUUCGGGCUUUGUCACUUCCCCUUUGCAGCCCUUUGCGGUAGGUCAGCAAGGCUCGACUCCAGGAGGCUAUGGGCCCAUCAUCGGCCUUUUCAGUCGAACAGGAGAAGUUUACUUCGAGGGCGUGCAUGACAGAUGUCGAGUUGCGGGCGGAAGGGCGGUUGCAUCUUCCAGCAUGAAUGAAGGAGACUAUUCCCGCGCCAUCAAUGCCUUCGGCAAGCGGAGACGCUGGUCCGAGGCAGUGCACCUGCUUGCGACUAUGCAUGAGCGCGUCGUGGGGCCGUGUCGGUUUUCGCACAGCGCCGCCAUAAGCGCCUGCGCCAGCGCCACUGCCUGGCAGCACGCGCUGUCUGCUUUGACUGGCCCCGAGGCCCAAGACCUCGACCUGGAUCUUAUCGUCGUCAGCGCGGCUUUGUCGGCCUGUGAGAAAGCCAGCCGCUGGCACCAGGCGACGCAACUGCUCCAGGAAGCAGAACGGCGGGAGAUACACCCAGAUGUGGUGGCACUGAAUGCUGUGAUCAGCAGCUGCGGCAAGGGUUUCGCCUGGGCUCGAGCAUUGGAUCUGCUGCAAAGCUUGGCAGACAGGAGGCUUCAGCCUACUCGCAUCAGCUACUCCUCGGCGCUCACGGCCUGCGAGCGAUCGGGACGAUGGAGGCAGGCCAUGGGCCUUUGGCGUGGCAUGAUCAGGGCAGGUGUGACGCCGGAUGCUAUCGCAGUGGGUGCGAGCAUCAGUGCAAUGGAGAAAGGUCGGCAGUGGGCAGCUGCACUCUGGCUCUUGUCCGAGGAGGAGCGCUCCUCCCGAUGCUUCGACACAGUUGCGUUCAAUGCCGGCAUCGCUGCUUGUGCCAAGAGCCGCGAGUGGAUCAAGGCCCUUGACCUUUUACAGACGCUCACGUCGCCGAUGGCCCCUGUCCGCCCGGACACUGCAUCCUUUGAUGCCGGGAUGGAUGCCUGUGCAGACGGGCACUGGUUGCAGGCGCUUGAGCUGCUGAGAGGGAUGGCAAAGCUUCACUUGCCUCGCACAGCCCGGAGCUACAUGGCCGCGCUCAGCGCUUGCACUUCCUCGAGCCGCUGGCCGCGUUCUUUGGCCCUCUGGCUGGAGCUGGAGGAGGAAGGUCGCACACCCAUCGACGGGAGUUUGCGGAGUGCAGCAAUCGAGGCCUGUUCUCCUGCUGGGCUGUGGCAGGAAGCACUGCAUCAUUUUCUAUCGAGCGGCCCGGUUGCCGCCUCGGAUGACGCCCUUCGCAGAGGUGUGAUCAAGGUUCUGGCACAGGCAGCGCAGACUUCCCAAGCAGUAGCACUGUACAGACUGCUGGAGGAGGAGAAGCUCUAUCAGCCCUGGAAGACAGCGAACCUUCUCGAUCUCCAUGGGAUGACUGUCGAAGUCGCCCUUAUGGCCAUGUUUUCUGCGCUGCUAACGCGGGCGCUGGAAGAUGCGACAAGGCCCCCUUUGGGGCUUAUCGUCGGCCGCGGCCUUCACUCGGAGGAGGGCGUCGCCAUCCUCAAACCUGUUCUGCAGGAGGUGCUCUCGGAGCUUGAAGUUCCGUGGAGGGAAGUGACAGAGGGCAGGAUCUACAUUUCCGCAGCGGAACCGCUGUCGCUAGCCGACUCGCAGCCAAAACGGAACCUAGCUAAGUCUCUGGAAUUCGGCGGCACUUACACGCAGCUGCAAAGAUGUGGUGUGUCCUGGCCUGAGCCACGGCAGCCAGCACCGUCAUCCCUUCUCCUUGCCAGCAGCAUGGUCUUUCUGUACGUGGCCACCUUUGUCGUCGGCUUUGCUGCCAUUGCGUUGUGGGUCAUUCUGAAUCCGGGCAAGGAAGAGAAGCUGAAGGGUGAGGACAGUGUUGUUGAAGAUGAUGACAUACCUCUCAAUGAGGAGCCCUGGAUACCGACCAUGGAAGUCAAGGAUUGGACCGAGGCUGCCAGCUUCGAAUCAUGCCCAUGGAACUUCGGCCACUGCGAAAGCGUGGAGGAUGUUCUCAAUUGUAUUUGGAAGACCCCGGUACCGAAAGACCUGCAUGUCGGCUUCGAUGCCAUGCAGAAGUCUGUGAAAAGCGUCAGCAUCGCUUAUGUUAAGCUCGGGACCCUCAAAGAGAUUCACUACUGCAUCCUCUACACGCUACGCUCCGGCGCGGAGCUCUUCGGUGGGGCUCCCUCCGAGCAGACAGUGGGCCUGGAAUUGGAGCCAGGCGAGGAGACCGGCUUAAGGCGGCGCAGGGGAGCGGAGGCCUCGGCAAACAGCUGGCGGAUAGUGAAUGACGAGAAUCCGUUGCCAUGCAUUGCUGCAUUUUUCCGAAUCCAUGAUGGCUUCGGCACACUCAUGUCUCGGAAGCAUCUGCCGCUGCUCCUGGAGAGUCCCGGAGAUACCAUCCAUGGGUCGUGCUUCUAUGUGUACCCCAAGAGGGGCCUCCAGCCGAUGGGACAGCGACCCACUCUUUUGCGAAUGGCUCGCGUGGACAAGACGUGCUGCGUCGCCGUGGAUCGCCGAAAG